GGGAUUUAUUCGUUGUGUUGGAUCUAGUCAAAUCAGUUGUGAAUAUUGCACCUGCGUGACAAACGGGACUAAAAUUUCAUUGUGCGAAGCUAAAUUGCAAUCAGUAAUUUAUACGUGUCAAUUUUUAACAAGCUGGAUCGUUCAAUCGAUUGAUUUUUGACUCGAUUUAAUUGAAACGACAACCUUGACUUUAGAAAUCUCAAUCAAGAUUAAAUUAUGAUAAGAUGAUAAAUUGAUACGUACAAUUCGUAAAUCAUUAGUACGUACGUGCGUGAGUAACGCCUUAUGGCAUGUUAUUUGCAAUACAGAUGUUUUAUAUAUAAAUAACGUAUACAUUAUGAUCUGGAAAUUUCAUGUGUAUCGUAUAAUAUAUUUAGAUUGACACGUCUAAAAAAUUAUUAUAUAGUCUUCACAGUUACGAGGGUGAGGAUUAAAUCAGUUUGAAGAUGGGGGGAAUGUUCAGAAGCGAGGAGAUGGCCCUUUGCCAGCUGUUUAUUCAGCCAGAGGCAGCUUACCUUUCCGUUUCUGAACUAGGAGAAACUGGAACGGUGCAAUUUCGUGAUUUGAACGGUGACGUGAAUUAUUUUCAACGAAAAUUCGUCAAUGAGGUUCGACGAUGCGACGAAUUGGAGCGCAAACUUCGAUACAUCGAGGCGGAAGUCAGGAAAGACGGUGUGCCUAUCCGGGAUAAUCUUACAGAACUACCGCGGGCACCCGCCCCACGUGAGAUUAUAAAUCUCGAGGCGCAUCUCGAGAAAACGGAGAAUGAUAUACAAGAGCUGAGCCAGAACGGGGUGAAUCUGAAGAGCAACUAUCUCGAGCUGAUGGAAUUUCAGCACGUACUCGAAAAAACGCAAGUGUUUUUCACGGAGGAAGAGGCCAACGACUCGAUUACCAAGGCGCUCAUUAACGAGGAAGCUCCGAAUCCAGCAACUUCGAUUCGCGGACAUCUGGAAUUCGUCGGUGGAGUAAUAAAUCGCGAACGAGUUCCUGCCUUCGAGAGAAUGCUUUGGCGUAUAUCCCGUGGAAACGUAUUUCUUCGGCAAACCGAAAUUGACAAACCAUUGGAAGAUCCAGCUACGGGCAACGAAAUUUAUAAAACAGCCUUCGUGGCGUUUUUUCAAGGAGAACAGUUGAAAACUCGUAUUAAGAAGGUUUGCAUUGGUUUUCGCGCUUCGCUCUAUGAUUGUCCAACGAGCCAAGCUAAACGUCAGGAAAAACUGAAAGCUGUGCGAGCACAGUUGGCAGAUCUUAACAUGGUAUUAAAUCAAACGCAAGAUCAUCGCCAACGUGUUUUGCAUAAUGUAGCAAAGGAAUUGCCAAAUUGGAGUAUCAUGGUGCGAAAAAUGAAAGCCAUUUUUCACACGAUGAACCUGUUCAACAUGGAUGUGUCGAAAAAGUGUCUUAUUGGAGAAUGUUGGGUGCCUAUUGCCGAUCUCGGGACUGUACAAAAUUGCCUUACAGAAGGAUCGCAAGCGAGCGGAAGUUCUAUACCAUCGUUCCUCAACGUGAUCCACACGGAUGAAAAUCCCCCGACGUUCAACAGGACGAACAGAUUUACAAAAGGUUUUCAAAAUCUAAUUGAUGUAUACGGUGUGGCAUCGUAUCGCGAGGCUAACCCGGCGCUUUACACCAUCAUUACAUUUCCAUUUUUGUUUGGUGUCAUGUUCGGCGAUGCUGGCCACGGACUAAUACUGACGCUUUUUGGUGCGGCCAUGGUGCUACGCGAGAAGAAGAUCAUCGCGCAAAAAUCGGACAAUGAAAUUUGGAAUUUAUUUUUCGGCGGUCGUUAUAUCAUCCUCCUCAUGGGUCUGUUCUCCAUCUACAGCGGUUUGAUCUACAAUGAUAUAUUCGCAAAGUCAGUUAACAUAUUCGGAUCUAGUUGGAGAGCUGAGUUUACGCUUAACGAUGCAGUACAAAAUAAGACGUUGGAAUUGUUGCCGGAGGAGAAGGCGAAGCACUAUCUGCAAGAACCAUAUCCUAUGGGCUUAGAUCCAGUUUGGGCGCUCGCUCACAACAAAAUUGUAUUUCAGAAUUCGUUCAAGAUGAAGCUGUCGAUCAUUUUCGGCGUCGCGCACAUGAUCUUCGGCGUGUGCUUGAAUGUUGUCAAUAUCAUGUAUUUCAAGAAGUAUUCCAGCUUGUUCUUAGAAUUUAUACCACAAUUGUUCUUCCUUGUCUUUCUGUUUUUUUACAUGACUGUCUUGAUGUUUAUUAAAUGGAUUUUAUACAACGCUUCGUCUGAUGAUGAAGGGCGAAGACCAGGUUGUGCACCAUCGGUUUUAAUUACGUUUAUUAACAUGAUGCUUUUCAAAGAUGCCCCUGUGCCCGCGGGUUGUUCCCAAUAUAUGUUUGAAGGGCAGGAUAUUUUGCAGAAAGUUCUCAUUUUUUCUGCCUUAGCAUGCAUCCCCGUGAUGCUGUUUGGAAAACCGUUAUUUAUAUUAUGCUCGUCAAAAUUUAAAGCUCCAGGGAAAGUUUACAGCAACGGAAAUGCGUCCCAGGACAUCGAGUUGCAGCCGCAGGAAGUGCAGAGCGCGGGGACCAGCAGCGAUGCGGCGGGUGGCCACGGGAGCAAGGACCAAGGCUUUGGCGAACUGAUGAUUACUCAGUCCAUUCACACCAUAGAGUACGUCUUGUCUACUGUCUCGCACACCGCGUCCUAUCUACGGUUAUGGGCUCUGUCUUUGGCCCAUUCCCAGCUAUCCGAAGUACUCUGGAACCGGGUGUUGCGGCAAGGCUUAGGCGCCGAAGAGGAUCAGUACGUGAACAGUGUCAUACUGUUUGUCACCUUCGCUGUCUGGGCCUUCUUUACUGUCGUCAUUCUCGUCUUGAUGGAGGGUCUCUCGGCGUUUCUUCAUACACUUCGACUUCACUGGGUCGAGUUCAUGACCAAGUUCUACAUGGGUAUAGGAUAUCCCUUCCAACCAUUUUAUUUUAAGAGUAUUUUAGAUGCCGAAGAUGCCGAAGAGUAAAUCGCUGCUAGUCCACAGCAAUAAUUGUUAGAUAUAUGUUUACUGAAUAUAUAUUGCGGGCGAAGAUUUUAUAUAUAUAUAUAUUAAGUUUUUCGUAUACGCAAAAUCUUGUCUUAUUGCCUGGAGCAAUACAGAAGAAGGACCAAAUUGCCGUGAAUUGUUUCAAGCAAGUCUGACAAUGUGCCUUCUUUAAUCAUUUUAGAUUUUAGCAUGUCUAUGUAGAUUGGCCGAAUAUGCGCACGGUAAUUGCAAUAUCAAUUUUAAAAUAUGUUUUCUUUGUAUUUUUUUUUAAUCGCGGAUGACAACGCCGGACGGGAAACCGACGCGCGUUAUAAAAAUUUAUAUUUGUACAUUAAAUAUUUAUAGAAUUUUUCAAACUUUAUUUAACUUGUCGAAUUUGUGUGAGCAAAUCUAAAAAUUCGUUCGCGGAAUCGGCUUUUAAAUAUCAUCAUUAAAGUAAAUUUUUCUUGGUUUUUAUCUAUCUAUUCUCUGCGUUGAUCUUUUAAAUUAUUUGUAGUUCAAAAAGAGCAAGUAAUAAUGUUCGCUUAAUAAAAAAGCUCCAAUUAAUAUUUGAACAUUUUUGUUUUAACUAAAACGAGUAUUGGUUCUGCUCGUCCAACGUUCAGUCCCGUCCAUUAUAUAUGUAUAUGUAUAUAUACAUUUAACAAUUACGAUGCGAAAUGGAAAAGAAAUUUAAUAGGUGCGUAUGAUUCAGCAACUGAUUCAGCUACCGCUGCUGUCAAGUGGGCAUUGUAUUCAUUCCAUUAAUUACCUAGUAACGUGGAUAUGCCAUAGUCGAUAUAGCUCGUCCUUAAACAACUCUCGUCGCGCGUUGUAAUAUUUGAUAACGUCGUGUAAUGCCGUUGAAAUAAUAGCGUUGUCGCGUGCGCAUAGUUAUUCUCCGCGAAAAAAGUAACGAUUGAAACCGCUGUAAUUUUAGCGUUUACGACGAAGAUGAGAGGGGAAAGCGGAGAGAUUAUAAUGAUUCGAAUUGUUGGAGAGAAGCCAUUAUGUGCCGCAUUAAUUGAUUAAUUACUCGUGAUGAUGCUCGACAGAUUCAGGCGCGCAGCGCGAACGUACAUUCUUGUAUUACUAGAGUACAAAUUCUCCCGAGUGAUUGGUAAAUAUACGAAUAUUCCAACUUUUAUGCAAAGUUACCAUUACGACUGUAUCCAUCAUAGGUAUUAAUGUUAUGUCGAAAAAA
This is a messenger RNA of Nylanderia fulva, 4173 nucleotides long. The record is from RefSeq and is a predicted model, not a curated record. NCBI's taxonomy places the organism in Eukaryota, Metazoa, Arthropoda, Insecta, Hymenoptera, Formicidae.